AUGGAGAAGAAAAGGAGAAGAUCCGAGAGCCCAGUGGAGGACCCAGCUACAGGAAAAAAGAUAAAACUGAAGGAUUUAAGGAUUUGCCUAGAACGUCUAAAGCAAUAUCCGCUGAGAAGAAAAAGAUCGAGAAGUCCGGAGGAGAACCCAGCUGCAGGAGAAAAGAUAAAACUAAAAGAUUUAAGGAUUUGCCUAGAACGUCUCAAGCAAUAUCCAGUGAGAAGUAAAAGAUCAAGAAGUCUGGAGGAGAACCCAGCUGGAGGAAAAGAGAAGGUUAGAGAGGACGCCAAAACAUCGCAGUACCUCGAUAUUAAAAAUUACAGCCUUAUUAAAGAACUAGGAGAAGGCAACUUCGGCAAGGUGGUGUUGGCAUCAUAUAAAAUCAAGAACCAACUAACUGCAAUCAAGAUCAUUGAGAAGCAGCAAGAGGAAGAUUUCAAAUAUGUCAGACGAGAGGCAUCGGUUCUCCAGAUUGCUAGCGGAUGCCCAUUUCUAUGCCGGGCAAUGGCAACAUUCCAAACUAAGUCGCUAAUCCUGCUAGCCCUGGAGUACGUCAGUGGCGGAACACUGGAGAACAUCAUCGAGGACCGAGGACGUCUGAGUGACAAGCAAGUGCUGUUUUAUGCUUCAGAAUUAGUGGUGGGUAUACAGUUCCUGCACAAGAACGGGAUCAUUCAUCGUGACCUCAAACCAGAGAACAUAUUGGUGGAUGAACAGGGCCAUGUGAAGAUCGGCGAUUUUGGCCUUGUUUGCACCGGUAUGUAUGGAGCAAACACACGGUGUGACUAUUACGGAACACCAGGAUACACGGCACCACAGGUUUUAUUAGAGGAGCCAUACGACGCUGGAGCUGACUGGUGGUCUUUCGGAGUCAUCUUGUAUGAAAUGGCCACCAAUAGGUUACCAUUCUCACCGAAGGGAAACUUGAAAAAACAGGUAGAAAGCAUUAUCAACAAAGAGCCUGAAUAUCUAGACUCCCUUUCUACCAAACUGCGUGACCUCAUAAAACAGCUCUUGAAGAAGAAGGCCAACCAACGCCUUGGGGUGAAUGGCAACAUCCGGGAUCACCCGUUUUUUUCCACUGUCGAUUGGUCAAAUGUGGAGGAAAGAAGAUUAAAGCCUCCUAUAAAACCAAGUCAUGAAUCAGCCACGGGGUUCAUCAAGAAAUACAUCCCAUUCCCGAAAGAGGACCCCAGCGAGACCCGUAUGCUCGAGGGGUUCAAUUACGUGGACCAGAGCUGGCUGGAGUAAUGAGUAGCUGUGCCGUCGGCAAGUCAUCCAAUCCAAGUACCGUGCAACAUUCCACCAGAACACCACUAGCACCUCCACUGCUUCAUCCUGCAUAUCUGGUAAUGUAUGACAUUCUGACAACAGCAAAGGUGAGCAAAUACUGUUAAUUACCAUCUUACUGUCCUUACCUUACAAUUACAACACCAGAAAAGGCACUUCUCCCCAAAAUGCACCAUCUUGCAGGUUAGUAGCACUGUGGCCAACAUCACCACAGAAAGCACUUACAGCUGCAUUUAAUAUC
Messenger RNA from Xenopus laevis (African clawed frog), 1531 nucleotides. Its product is annotated as protein kinase C delta type-like. Lineage: Eukaryota; Metazoa; Chordata; Amphibia; Anura; Pipidae. The transcript has 12 exons. The record is from RefSeq and is a predicted model, not a curated record. The coding region runs from base 1 to 1251 and encodes 416 amino acids.